AUGGCACCUAGAAAGAACGCCCGCGAAGCUGCGGCUUCAGCAGCUGCAUCGACCGUCCCCGCCGCCGCCGCCCCCGUUGCCGCUCCGACCCAGACGAAGCCCAAGCCUACCGCCGGCGCAGCCACAUGGGACAAGGUCCUCCAGAACAUCUACGCCUACUACAUGGCCGAGACGCCCCAGCGCACCAAGCUCCUCGACGUGUUUCUCGCCUUCCUCGCCGUCGUCGGAGCUCUGCAGUUCGUAUACUGCGUCCUCGCCGGCAACUAUCCCUUUAACGCUUUCCUAUCUGGCUUCUGCGGUACCGUCGGCCAAUUCGUCCUCACAAUCUCCCUACGCAUCCAGACCACCACCGCCAACAAGUCCGAGUUCCCCAAGGUUUCUCCCGAGAGGGCCUUUGCCGACUACAUCGUGUGCAGCCUGAUUCUGCACUUUUUCUGCGUCAACUUUAUCAACUAG
Geosmithia morbida is the source of this 456-nucleotide messenger RNA. RefSeq names its product oligosaccharyltransferase complex subunit epsilon. Gene Ontology annotation, biological process: protein N-linked glycosylation. The transcript has 3 exons. Bases 1 to 456 code for a protein of 151 amino acids. Lineage: Eukaryota; Fungi; Ascomycota; Sordariomycetes; Hypocreales; Bionectriaceae. The record is from RefSeq and is a predicted model, not a curated record. Gene Ontology annotation, cellular component: membrane; oligosaccharyltransferase complex.